Molecule: messenger RNA, 744 nt
Organism: Nicotiana tabacum (common tobacco)
Lineage: Eukaryota; Viridiplantae; Streptophyta; Magnoliopsida; Solanales; Solanaceae
Source: RefSeq, a predicted model, not a curated record
AUAUAUAUCACAAAUUCAGAAUAUUAUAUAUAUACAGGCCAACGUACAACAAGAGAAGAGACAACAAAAUUAAUGGCGUACUACAUUGAAGAAGAGAUCUGGAAAUGUCCGAAACACCCGUCAAAGAAACGCAGACCCGGCGUAUGUUCAAUUUGCCUCCGCAAUCGACUUUCCAAACUUUGCCCUCACUGCGCUAACAUGCGCCCUUGUUCUUGCUUAAUUGGCGCUGGCGGCGGAGGAUGCGACAGCGAGCCGGUGUUCUGUCGGUCAAAAUCCGUCGGAAUUCCAUUGAUUAAAUCGCGAGAUAUCAACUCCGGCAACCGAAGAAACCCGCUGGUGAGCGAGAAGAGUAAUAAAACGGCGUCGUUUUGGUGGAUCUUUAAGUCCAGCAAGAGAACUGCAGAAGCGGAGGGGAAAGUGAACGGAUUAGAAUUGAAAGAGAAAAGCACUGCUGAAAAUAAGUACUACUACAAUACUACGAGGAUUAAGGAAUUAUCGAGGAUGAUGAUGGUGAGAUCGAGAUCAAGAUCGGCGAAUGUAGAUAGGACGUCAGUCUCCGGUGGAAGUGAUGUCAUGUCGCCGGAGAAAUUGAAACGGCAUUUGUUAAGUCCGAUUAAGGUUUUCCGGCAAUCGAGUGCUUUAAAAUUGGUUUAAAAGCAAGGAGAUAUAAAAAAAGUAAAUAUGUAAAGAAGCCGAGUAAAUUCAAAAUAUGCUAUAUAUAUAUAUACAAAAUUUUAUUAUUUA